GGCAGCUGGAGGGGUGCCGCUGCGCCAGCUGGGGCCGCACCUCGAGCCGGGGCCGCCGGCGGGUCUGCAGCCAUGUCCGGCCGCUCGGUGCCACAUGCCCACCCGGCCACCGCCGAGUACGAGUUUGCCAACCCGAGCCGCCUGGGCGAGCAGCGCUUCGGGGAAGGCCUCCUGCCAGAAGAGAUCCUGACCCCCACCCUCUACCAUGGCUACUAUGUCCGGCCCCGGGCCGCCCAAGCUGGGGAGGGCAGCAGGGCAGGGGCCUCUGAGCUUCGGCUCAGUGAGGGCAAGUUCCAGGCGUUUCUGGAUGUGAGCCACUUUACCCCCGAUGAGGUAACCGUGAGGACUGUGGACAACCUACUGGAGGUGUCUGCCCGGCACCCCCAGCGCCUGGACCGCCAUGGCUUCGUGUCCAGAGAGUUCUGCCGAACCUACGUCCUGCCUGCUGAUGUUGACCCCUGGCGGGUCCGCGCUGCUCUCACCCAUGAUGGCAUCCUCAACCUGGAGGCGCCUCGGGGUGGCCGACAUUUGGACACAGAGGUCAAUGAGGUCUACAUCUCCCUGCUCCCUGCACCUCCUGAUCCAGAGGAAGAGGAGGCAGCCAGUGCUGAGCCCUGAGUGCCGCAGACCCAGCACCCUUUCUAGCUCCCGCGGUGGUAGGACUGGCUGCUCACCACCCCAGAGGCAGCAGCAUCCUUGGGGGAAGGGAAAAGCGCAUGGUCACAAUGUAUGGUUUGGUCCCUUGGGACGUGUCAUAGUGUUUUCAUUUAGUUUUGGGUGGAGCUGAAUAAACCCAAAUCUCAGGGCCUUAUUUGUGCUGCUCUCUAUUCUGUGGCCUGGAGGAUGGGAUGGGCAGGGAGGGAGACAAAAAGGACAGCUAGACAAAAAGGUCCUCAGUUAGAUGUACCCAACGUCAUAGCACCCUGAGCUCACACUUGGAUGCUGAGAUCACACCUGGAAGCUGACACUGGCCCCAGAUCAAAUUCCUGGCCAUAAUUUUCUCACAAUGCAACAAAAGAGAGAGUGAUCCUGGGAGGGAAAAGGGAUAUGCCAUCCAAACAGCCCAGAGGGCACUGUCUGAGCUGGUGAUUAGAGACACAAAAACAAGGGUCUCCAGACUGUCUGGCCUGUUUUGGGUAGGGGUUGGGAAAACAGCUUUUGGCUGCAGAGUUGCCUAAAGCCCUGGUUUCCCAUACUAAGGUCUGUCCACUGUAAAUGGUCUCUGAUUCUGAGGGAUCGAGUAUGCAGACACAGGGGCACAGACACAGAAGCCUCUGCCAUUGUCACUGAAUCACAAAGUCUCCCCGCCCUCUGCCUAUGAGAGAAAGCAUUUGUUUCUAACCUUGAAACAUCCCAAAGAGAGGAAUCGCUGCAUCACUCCAUCCAAUCCAAGUCUAAAUGCAGGGGAGCUAGGGUUAUUGGUAUGGUGGUUAUGGCCAGGGAAACUUCCUUUGGAAGUAGAGUCUUAAUACUAGGGGUAUGAUGUAUUCAGGAAAGCCUGGGGGGGGGUGGGGGGUUGACCUCUUAAUUACUCUCUGUAAUCAAGAGAACAUGCAUAUGUAUGCUUUGAGGAGUGUCCAGAAGACCUCCCUGCCCCCAAAUAUAUCUUUUACUAGGUUGCGAUGGACAUCUGAAAUUCUUCCAUUAAAGUGGUUGAUUCUUAA
Molecule: messenger RNA, 1664 nt
Organism: Balaenoptera musculus (blue whale)
Lineage: Eukaryota; Metazoa; Chordata; Mammalia; Artiodactyla; Balaenopteridae
Gene: HSPB2
Product: heat shock protein family B (small) member 2
Exons: 2
Coding region: 73-618 (181 amino acids)
Biological process (GO): protein refolding; response to heat
Molecular function (GO): structural constituent of eye lens; protein folding chaperone
Source: RefSeq, a predicted model, not a curated record